AUGUUAACAUCGAGUAUAGAUGGCGCUGUGCAAGAGAUGUCAGUUAAUAUGGAAAUUGAAAAUAACAAAGAAGAGCAGUGUGCUCCCAUGGCCACUGUUCGAAUAGUCCUAAAGGACAAUAUCUUAAAAGCCAAAGCAGUGGGCAGAGGAACUGCCCUUGGAACAUGGGACACCCAACGUGGUGUAAAUCUUGCUAGGUGCACCGAGUUGGGUGUCCCUGUUCUAAGGGCGGAAGUUCUUCUGCCCAAGGCUGUAAAUAUAGAGUGGAAGUUUGUUAGACCGCAAAACCCUUACCACCCUGGGUCUGGCUGGAUAUGGGAGCCUGAACCCUUUAGGAACAGGUGCCUCCAAGUGACCACCAAGGACAGCAUGGAAGUGACCUGUACUUGGGGAGAUCUGAACAUGGAAGUAAAAGAGUCUAACUACACAUAUGAACCUGAAGUCCACACCAGUGGUAAGCAAAUUGCAGUUGAUAACAGAGUAAAGGCUCCUAACACUGAAGAGACAGUUGAUACCAAAGACAAGAAAUAUGCAACAGUUUUAACAGUUGUAAAAAGUAUUGAGGAGAUAGCCAAGGCAUACACUACUAUACCAGUGCUGGUAAUACAGAAGACAUGUUAG
Messenger RNA from Lingula anatina, 621 nucleotides. RefSeq lists its product as uncharacterized. The record is from RefSeq and is a predicted model, not a curated record. Gene Ontology annotation, molecular function: starch binding. NCBI's taxonomy places the organism in Eukaryota, Metazoa, Brachiopoda, Lingulata, Lingulida, Lingulidae.